GAUAUACGUAAAGUGAAUGGGCAACAAUAUCCAACGUAUAAAGAUGCAUGCCUUGCACUCGGCUUGCUGGAAGACGACAACCAGUGGGAAUGCAUGCUUGCUGAAGCUGCAUUGAACUGUACAGCAAUACAAAUUCGUCUACUAUUCGCUAUAGUGUUGACUACAUGUUUCCCAGCCCGAGCACAGAUAUUAUGGGAAAAUCACAAAGAUUCAAUGACUGAUGAUAUAUUGCAUCAACAUCGUAUACGGUGCCACGAUCUAACCAUAACAUUCAGCGACGAAAUGUACAAUGAAGCAUUGAUUGCUAUUGAGGAUCUUUGCAUUGUCAUUGCCAACUUACCACUUAGUAAUUUCGGUAUGAAUUCGCCAAAUCGAACUGCAUCUGAUUUAAUGAAUACUGAAAUGAAUCGUGAACUGCAGUACAGUACUGUAGAAAUGGCAGCGAUUGUUGCCCGCAAUGUCCCACUAAUGAAUGAGGAACAAAGAACCAUUUAUGAUCGCAUUAUGCUCGCAGUUUCAGCUGGACAAGGUGGGUUCUUCUUUUUGGAUGCACCGGGUGGAACUGGCAAAACAUUCGUUAUUUCGCUAAUUCUUGCUGAAAUACGAUCAAAUAAUGGCAUCGCAUUGGCCGUUGCAUCAUCGGGCAUUGCAGCAACUUUAUUGGAUGGAGGUAGAACAGCUCAUUCAGUAUUUAAGCUGCCACUAAAUAUUCAGAAUAACCCUGACGCAGUAUGCAACAUUAAGAAACAAUCGUCCAUGGCCACUGUGCUGAAACGGUGUAAAAUUAUUAUUUGGGAUGAAUGUACUAUGGCACACAAACAUUCACUUGAGGCGUUGAACAGGACAUUGAAAGAUAUUAAAAACAGUGACAAACUAUUUGGCGGAACUCUGUUGGUCCUUUCAGGUGAUUUCAGACAAACACUUCCAGUCAUUCCACGUUCAACAUACGCUGAUGAGAUCAACGCUUGCUUAAAAUCAUCUCCAUUGUGGCGUAAUGUUGAAAAAUUACAGCUAAAAAUAAAUAUGCGCGUUCAAAUGCUUCAAGAUCCAUCCGCUGAAACAUUUUCAAAACAACUCUUAGAUAUCGGUGAUGGAAAAGUUGCUAUAGAUGAAACUGGAUACGUAAAAUUACCGACCGAUUUCUGCACAAUCGCUGAUUCGCAAGAUACUCUCAUUGAACAAAUAUUUCCCGAUGUACACACACAGUACAUAAAUCAUGAGUGGCUUGCAGAAAGAGCGAUUUUAGCGGCAAAAAAUGUAGACGUUGACAAUUUAAAUCUGAAGAUACAAAUGUUGUUGCCAGGGAACUUGGUAUCAUAUAAAUCUAUUGAUACAGUUUGCGACGACAGCGAAGCAGUAAAUUUUCCCACAGAGUUUUUGAACUCACUGGAUUUGCCAGGCAUGCCACCGCAUAAUUUACAAUUAAAGGUUGGAUCUCCAAUUAUCUUGCUUCGUAAUUUGAACCCGCCCCGGCUGUGCAACGGUACGCGAUUAGUCAUUCAAAAAUUAAUGAAAAACGUGAUCGAAGCCAGGAUUUUAAAUGGCAAGUUCAGAGGUGAAAAUAUACUCAUACCACGGAUUCCUAUUAUACCUACAGAUGUGCCAAUUCAAUUCAAACGUAUUCAGUUUCCGAUUAGAUUGGCAUUUGCAAUGACUAUCAACAAAUCUCAAGGUCAAACGAUGUCUGUUUGUGGAUUAGAUUUGAGAACACCAUGUUUUUCACACGGACAAUUAUACGUGGCAUGCUCUCGAGUGGGUAAACCAUCCAGUUUGUUUGUGUUAGCUAAAGAUGGACUAACAAAAAAUAUUGUUCACGCUAUAGCAUUAAGAGAUUGA
Argiope bruennichi is the source of this 1836-nucleotide messenger RNA. Its product is annotated as ATP-dependent DNA helicase pif1-like. Bases 94 to 1836 code for a protein of 580 amino acids. The transcript has a single exon. Lineage: Eukaryota; Metazoa; Arthropoda; Arachnida; Araneae; Araneidae. Gene Ontology annotation, molecular function: DNA helicase activity. The record is from RefSeq and is a predicted model, not a curated record. Gene Ontology annotation, biological process: telomere maintenance; DNA repair.